Messenger RNA from Nomascus leucogenys (northern white-cheeked gibbon), 2556 nucleotides. The record is from RefSeq and is a predicted model, not a curated record. Lineage: Eukaryota; Metazoa; Chordata; Mammalia; Primates; Hylobatidae.
CUUCCCCCGCCCCCGCAGUCUCUCUCUCUCUCUCUCCCCCUCUCCUUCCCCCAACCCUCCCUCCCUCCUCCCCCCUCUCUCUGUCUCCCUCCCUCUCUCUGUCUCCCUCCCUCUCUCUCUCUCCCGCCGCGCCCGCCUCCCGCCCGCCCUCGCUCUCUCCACUCCUCUCCCCUCCCCUCCCCGGCACUGCAGCACUAGCAGUCUGCAGCUCCGGCCGCCACUUGCGCCUCUCCAGCCUCCGCAGGCCCAACCGCCGCCAGCACCAUGGCCAGCACCAUUUCGGCCUACAAGGAGAAGAUGAAGGAGCUGUCGGUGCUGUCGCUCAUCUGCUCCUGCUUCUACACACAGCCGCACCCCAACACCAUCUACCAGUACGGGGACAUGGAGGUGAAGCAGCUGGACAAGCGGGCCUCUGGCCAGAGCUUCGAGGUCAUCCUCAAGUCCCCUUCUGACCUGUCCCCAGAGAGCCCUAUGCUCUCCUCCCCACCCAAGAAGAAGGACACCUCCCUGGAGGAGCUGCAAAAGCGGCUGGAGGCAGCCGAGGAGCGGAGGAAGGCAAGGAGUCCUCCACUCCCCCCCCACAGGAGUUUCAACGGAGGCGGCCCACGGGGACAGGGCCUGCAAGACGCAGGGUGCUCCCAGGCGGGCUUGACGCAGGAGGCGCAGGUGCUGAAGCAGCUGGCGGAGCGGCGCGAGCACGAGCGCGAGGUGCUGCACAAAGCGCUGGAGGAGAAUAACAACUUCAGCCGCCAGGCGGAGGAGAAGCUCAACUACAAGAUGGAGCUCAGCAAGGAGAUCCGCGAGGCGCACCUCGCCGCACUGCGCGAGCGGCUGCGCGAGAAGGAGCUGCACGCGGCCGAAGUGCGCAGGAACAAGGAGCAGCGAGAGGAGAUGUCGGGCUAAGGGCCCCGGACGGGCGGCGCCCAUCCUGCGACAGAACACGUUCGGGUUUUGGUUUUGUUUCGUUCACCUCUGUCUAGAUGCAACUUUUGUUCCUCCUCCCCCGCCCCCGCCCCCAGCUUCAUGCUUCUCUUCUGCACUCAGCCGCCCUGCCCUGUCCUCGUGGUGAGUCGCUGACCACGGCUUCCCCUGCAGGAGCCGCCAGGCGUGAGACGCGGUCCCUCGGUGCAGACACCAGGCCGGGCGCGGCUGGGUCCCCCGGGGGCCCUGUGAGAGAGGUGGUGGUGACCCUGGUAAACCCAGGGCGGUGGCGUGGGAUCGCAGGUCCUUAUGCUGGGCUGUCUGGUCAGCACGUGCAGGUCAGGGCAGGUCCUCUGAGCCAGCGCCCCUGGCCAACAGGCGAGGCUACAGUACCUGCUGUCUUUCCAGGGGGAAGGGGCUCCCCAUGAGGGAGGGGCGACGGGGGAGGGGGGUGAUGGUGCCUGGGAGCCUGCGUGUGCAGCCGGAGCUUGUUGAACUGGCAGGUGGGUGGGUGGGGGCUGCAGCUCUCCUUAAUGUGGUUGCACAGGGGUCCUCUGAGACCACCUGGCCUGAAGUGGACACCCUGGGCUUUCCUGGAAGCCUGCAGUUGGGGGCCUGUCCUGAGUCUGCUGGGGAGUGAGCAUUCUCUGCCAGGGACCCAUGAGCAGGCUGCCGUGGUCUAGAGGUUGUGGGCAGCAUGGACAGUCCCCCACUCAGAAGUGCAAGAGUUCCAAAGAGCCUCUAGCCCAGGUGCCUCCGUGGGACAGCCCCGCCGCCCCUCCCCACCAGGGUUUUGCAGAUGUCCUUGAAAGACCCACCCUAGAGCCCUUUGGAGUGCUGGCCCCUCCUGUGCCCUCUGCCUUGGUGGAAGUGGCAGCCACAAGUCUUCCUCAGGGAGCCCCAAGGGGGAUUUUGUGGGGCUGCUGCCCACAGAUUCAGGUGUUGGAAGGGCAGCGGGUAAGGUUCCCAAGCCAGCCCCCACACCCUUCCCACUUGGCACCCAGAGGGGUCUGUGGGUCGAGGCCUGACUCCAGGCCUCUCCUGCCCACACCCUCUGGGCUGGGUUCCUUCUCUCCCUUGGAUGCCCAGUGCUGGCCUUGGAGGACGGCCAACUGGAGGACGGCGGUGGGGGAGGCUGUCUUUGUACCACUGCAGCAUCCCCCACUUCUCCACGGAAGCCCUAUCCCAAAGCUGCUGCCCGGUCCCUUGCUGUAAAAUGUGAAGGGGGCGGCUGAGUUCUCUUAGGACCCAGAGCCAGGGCCCUCAGCUUCCAUCCUGCGGGAGGCCUUGGCCGGGCACUGCCAGUGUCUUCCAGAGCCACACCAGGGACCACGGGAGGAUCCUGACCCCUGCAGGGCUCAGGGGUCAGCAGGGACCCAUUGCCCCAUCUCCCUCUCCCCACCAAGACAGCCCCAGAGGGAGCAGCCAGCUGGGAUGGGAACCCAAGGCUGCCCACAUGUGGCUUUUGUGGGACUCAGAAAGGGAAGCAGAACUGAGGGCUGGGAUACUCCUCACGGUGGCAGCUCUCAUAGCGAAAGCCUAGUGUAAUAUGCACCCAUCUCAUCCACGUAGUAAAGUGAACUUAAAAAUUAAAUCAAAUGAACAAUUAAAUAAACACCUGUGUGUUUAAGACAU